AUGGCCGAGGUCAUCAUCGCAACAUCCGCUUCCGUCGUCGGUCUAAUCGGUGGCGCUGUCACAGUUGUUCGAGAGCUUCGAGCAGCCCGCGACUGGGUCCAUGGAGCCGAAAAGACGCUCAAAGACGCCUCCGACCAGACAGAUGCGCUCGAGGCGUCGCUUCGCCUGGUCCAGGAAGAGGAAGCCUUGCAGACUGUCAAUGUCCUACACCAGGUCCGGUGCAUAAAGACUGUGGCGGACGAGGCGAAGGUGUUCUUCGAUAGACUAGCGGCUGAACAGCAGAGGAGUUCGGGUAGGCGGUUUGUUCAUGCGCUCAAGUCGGGCGGCAAGGAGGAUACUGAGUUGCGCAAGCUUUUCGACCGACUUGACCGAGCAAGAGAUGAGCUUGUCUUGCGCAUUUCAGUGGCCCAAGUUGGCUUGAUCGGGAGCCAGCAGGAUGGGUUUCGAGUCGCCUUUGGCGUCUUAGACCAGACGAACGAGCGGGUGAACCAGGUGCUGGGGAUAAACCUGGCCCUCAUGGACCGACUGAGAGACAGAGCAACGCAGAUGGGUACUACACCCAACGGCCAGCAGCUGCUCGAUGAUGGUGUCGGCAGCUCACUUUCCAACGCUGAUGGCCCGAUCCCACUCGAUACAUCCGGCACGAGAGAGCCUGGAUUGGGUAGCAGCGCGACCGACACGGGUGAGACCUCCAUAUACGACAACGUCACCCUGGGUCAAGCGCGCAUCAUGACGGGCGACAUCGGGAUGGACAACUGGCAGCGAGUGUCCAAACGGAAGACGACCAUCGCGCGAAACAGGUUCGAAGGCGAUGUUCGCAUCGUUACGGGCGAUAUAGGCGGCGAGUCGGCAGCGCGUUUCAACGAGACAUUCUGGAACUGA
Molecule: messenger RNA, 882 nt
Organism: Purpureocillium lilacinum
Lineage: Eukaryota; Fungi; Ascomycota; Sordariomycetes; Hypocreales; Ophiocordycipitaceae
Source: RefSeq, a predicted model, not a curated record